Molecule: messenger RNA, 771 nt
Organism: Oryzias melastigma (Indian medaka)
Lineage: Eukaryota; Metazoa; Chordata; Actinopteri; Beloniformes; Adrianichthyidae
Exons: 5
Coding region: 162-599 (145 amino acids)
Molecular function (GO): cysteine-type endopeptidase inhibitor activity
Source: RefSeq, a predicted model, not a curated record
UUUCACUGACUAGCUAAACAUGCCAGAGUUUAAAUGCUGAACUCUCACAUUUACAGGCUACACCUUCUCUGACAGUCUUUUCUUCACUUUUCCUCCUCGGCUUUUUCUUUUGCUUGUUUUACUUCUACAAAACAGAAAAAAGAGAGACGAGUACUGCAGAGAUGUCGCUGCCUGGGUUGGUGCUGAUCUGUCUGUCAGUUGUUCAGCUGUGUGUGGGGGAUCAGCCGGUGGAGGAAGUCAUCCAAGCCAGGACGGUUCCUCUGCUGGGUGGGUGGCAUGAGCGUAACCCGGAGUCCCCUGAGGUUCAGGAGGCAGCUCAACAUGCAGUGCAGAUGAUCAACACAAACCCCAAGUACAAAAAGUUGUUCAAACUGAUCUCAGUCAGCAGUGCAGAAAGCCAGGUCACCAACAUGAUCCACUUCAAGAUCAACAUGGUCCUGGGUAGAACCAAGUGUCUCAAGUCAGAAAACCAUGAUCUGAAGCACUGCAGUCUGUCUAAAAAGCAACUCCAGUGCAACGUUGAAGUGACAUUUGACCCCCGCAACAGCAGGCACAACCUCCUGGAUGACAAGUGCAUAAAAUUGAUGACAAAGGUCUGAUUUUCUGAGAAAAGAAACAUUUUGUUGUUUUUCAUCUUUGGAUUUUUUUCUUUUAAUGCAGUGUUUUGGUUAUGAACCCACUUUUACAAUACCAAAAUGAAUGUAGAAACGAAACACUUUAAAUGAAAAGGAUAUUAUUUUUUGUGAAUAAAAUUGGGAGAUUAUUCAUUUA